Dreissena polymorpha is the source of this 4142-nucleotide messenger RNA. RefSeq names its product small lysine-rich protein 1-like. NCBI's taxonomy places the organism in Eukaryota, Metazoa, Mollusca, Bivalvia, Myida, Dreissenidae. The record is from RefSeq and is a predicted model, not a curated record. Bases 267 to 608 code for a protein of 113 amino acids. The transcript is spliced from 3 exons.
UAUAAAAAUGAACUAUCGAAAUGUUUAUUUAAGAUAAACUUAAAUAACUCCGAUAAAGUAUAACAGGAAACAAUGGUAGUCAUGGAGACAUCCUGACUCCUAAUUGGAAAUUCUCAGGAAGUGGACAAUUAGCAGUUAUAAAAUGUUGUGCCUUUAAUGAUGUUAGCUGUCACCUUUGUGCUCGGGACAAGGAAGACAACUGUGCAAGCGGCUGCAGGGGAGUUGUUCCCCCUUGUGGUGUGCUUGGUGUUCAUGUAGACGGCUCUAUGGCUUUGACACUUGAUGAGUUCAACACUCGACCAGGUCAUAACGCCAACAUGCCAAAGAAAAGCGGAAAGAAGGGAAAGAAGUCCGGCAAGAAAUCCGGCAAGAAGUCUGGAAAGAAGGGAGGGAAGAAAUCAGCAAAGGGGUCAGCGAAGGCAGUGAAAGGGGAGAAAACUGAGGUGGACAUUAUGAGUCAGGCAGCAAUGGAGAACCUGUAUUAUAUUGCACAUGACGCGCCACAGGCCCUAGAGAUGAGGGGCUUUGGAUGGGAGUCUGGGGGAGGGGGAGGCAAGAAGGGUAAAAAGGGCAAGAAAGGCGGAAAAAAGAAAAAGAAGAAGAAAUGAUGAGCAAAUGUGUUUAGACAUUUUAAGUCUGCUAACCUCACCAUCCUGUAACCUCUAGUGCCUGGUCAUUAGUCUGCAAGAGAUCCAUUUUUGCCAGCUCUGCCAGAUUGUUUUGUGUGAAAUUGCAAUGCAGAUUGGUGUUUGUCACCAUUGUUGGUGUUUAUGGGACGACAGUGAUCAUUUUUGGACUGCCUGCGGUUUUUUAAGAGUGUGUGAUUUCGGAAGUUGUUUGUUGAAGAUAUGGAGUGUGACUGAAGGACAUGAUACUGCUGAUGAGUCUGUUGCCCAAAAAAAUCAUAUGAUUCCACAAUAACUGCCAGCAUUACCUUUAUAUCUGUGAUUUGGAUUUUUUUUGUUGAUAAUCUUUGAUUAUAGUUAAUUGUUGGGUAUGGGUUUCUUAACUUUGUUUGUGUGUAAGAUAUUUUAUUUUAUGAUAAUUACUUGAAUAUGCAACAUGAUACCAUGACAUAAUCUGACAAGCAUGUUAAAUUGUUAUUGUACCUUUUUGAUAUACAUUUAUAAAUUAUGUGUAAACUGCUCUUAUAUCAAAUGCUAUUUACUGCUUUUCAAUUCGGAUACAAUUAAAAAUCAUCUUAACAAAUGUUAAAUUAUUUUGAUUUCACUUGAGCAAUUUAUAUGUCUUUUUGAAAUUAAUUAUCUUUUCUAUCUAAUAUCUAUAAUAUAAAAAAACUUUGUUCAUAAAAAAUAAUAAAAACUUCAAAUUUUUUUUUUUAUUAAGUCAACUUGAUUCGCUGAUUCAUAAGGAAAUUAGGCUUUGAAGCUUGUGCAUGUGAGCAAGAAACUCUGCGUGUCUGUGACCACACUUACUACCGCAACCAUAGAAUUUGUGAUGCUGCUUUCCUUAACUUGUACAUGUAUGUAAAAAUCCAUUGAAAUCCAUUUAACUAAAACUUCAUCAUUUUCUUGUUAAUGAAUUUGUGUUUGGAAUUCCACUUUCCAUAUGAAGUUACUUGAUAAAUUCAUGAAUCAUUUUACUCCAUUCAAAAAUGGUUAGUAUUGAGUACAUUCUAUAUUCAUUAUAUCAUUUGUACAACAACCUAUAAAAUAAUUUUAAAAAAGAAGAGGAAAAGAAAAAAAAAACACAAAAUAUAAAAAAUAUCUUCCUAGUUUCUAGGAAUUUAAUAUACUUGACUUUUUAACUGGUUAAUUUGAAAAAGUUAUUAUGACAACUGUUUGAUGUAUUUGUUUUCUUUGCAAAAAAUGCAGUUAUGCGUCAUUGUUUGUUUGUUUAAUUGGGUUUUGUUACCGAUCAGGAUGCUAAACGAUUAUAAAUUUAACUGCCAUUUCAUGUUCACAUUCUUUUAAAUGAGUUUGUUAAUCAAACAGCGUACAUUACAUCUGUCUUUAAUUUGUCUCUGUCUCAAUUAUUUUAUUUCAUUCAGGUUCUGUUAUAUAUGCAGCUUACUGUUAUUGCAUGGCUGUUUACAUUUUGUAAAUAUCAACUAUAUAUCAGGUAUAUUUUUUAGUUUAGCUUAUCAUAAGAAUUAGCUGUAUGAAGAUAUUUAUAUAUAUAUAUAUACAUUAAUUAGUGCCAAAAUGUGUACUGUUUUAUAGCUGUUGUGUUGUGGAAAAUAACUAUGCAGUGAGAAGUUUUGUUUAUAUUUUUAUAAGAAUUUUAUAUGGGCACUUGUUAUGCUGUACUUUAAGUUCCACCAAUUUUUAACAACAUAUUUAAGUGAUUUAUUAUGAAUCAUUAUUUGUUGACAAGCAAUUUAAACUUCUCUUCUCAAUCAGCAAGACAUUUUUUCAUGAAGAAGUGAGUAUUUCAGUACGCUUACAAAAAUUAUAUUACGAUUUAUAUUGCCUUAAGCAACAUCAUAACAUAUACAAAAGCUUGGUGAUUACAAACCAGAAAUUCAUUUUGAAAUUAUAUGCAUCAUUUUACCAGAUGCUGUUAAGUUAUUAUGUUUAUCAUUUUUAUUUCAUAAAAUUACUAACAAAAAAUCAAAUUACCAAACAAAUGCCUUUCAUGCCAAAUAAUACAGCAUUUCAGAUUCUGUCACGCUUUUACCCUUUCAGUGCGGGAACCGAAUUUUUAAGGCCUGUGCAAACAGUUGGAAUCCAGAUGAGACGCAGCAGAACGAGGCGUCUCAUCAGGAUCCAAACUGUUUGCUAUUCUGAUAGUAUUCUUUGAAAAAAAUGAAGAAAAUACUAAUUUUAGAAAUUUAGCAGACGACAUUUUAGCAGACGACAAAUUUCCCAGCAUGCAAAGGGUUAAGGUUUAUAUUGCAGCAACCCUUUUGGGUAUGGUUUGAACUUUGAACACGCACUAUUAUAAUAUAAGCCUUGCUCUGGGAAAACGGGGCUUAAUGCAUGAGUGUAAUGUCAUCCUAGAUUAUGGGAAAACGGGGCUUAAUGCAUGAGUGUAAUGUCAUCCUAGAUUAUGGGAAAACGGGGCUUAAUGCAUGAGUGUAAUGUCAUCCUCAAUUAUGGGAAAACGGGGCUUAAUUCAUGAGUGUAAUGUCAUCCUAGAUUAUGGGAAAACGGGGCUUAAUGCAUGAGUGUAAUGUCACCCUAGAUUAUUCUGUGAAGUCUGCACAGGCUUAUCAGGAAAGACACUUUCCACCAACCAGUAAACUUGAUUUUCAGCUAUAAGAGACUUCUUUUAGAAGAAGUGUUACAUUAUUAAAGUGGAAAGUGUUGUCCCUGAUUAGCCUGCAGGGUUUGCACUGACAUUGCCAACUCUUUACAGUCAAUACUGUAAGGUUUUUAUUUCAAUGCACCGAUGAACUUCCUUUUAAAGAUUUCUCUUUAGUCCGAGUUUAUUACAUAAUUUAUAUAAUGCCAUUUUAGCAGUCUGUGAUAUCAAGGUAACAUGUGAUCUCAUUUCAUGGAAAAUGUUCACAGAAAAACUUUGUUUACAUUGGUAUGAUGAUAUAAUGCCAAAUAGUGCUGCAUAUUUUGUUGUGAUUGACCUAUUGGGUGUGGAUAUUUCAAUAUUUAAUAAUUUUUUCAAGUGACCAAGUGUUAAAGUUUUAUUAGGAAUAUUUGGUUUCUACUAGCACUUAUUUUUCAUCUAUUUAAUAAUCAUCUUUUUUUCUUCUUUUGUGUCAUACACUUGAAAGAUGUGGAGUUUUGUUGUUUUUACGACAUGAUGGAAAUGUUUCUUUAAACAUUUUUCUUUCUAACAUAAAGGGGAGUAACUCAAAUGCUUUUUAUAUACCUGAGUUCCAGUUCUUGACUGAUGUAUGUUUACUACUCGGUCAGUACUGUACUAUCCAUACCUUAUAUACUGCAUUCAUAACCUAUCAUGUUACCUACAUCAUUUCUACUAUUUUGCUAAUUAAUUUUCUAAAUCAACGCAUACGACUGUUAUAAUGUUGUUCAUUAUAAAAUAAUGUUUUGUUACAGAGUAUCUAUUUCUUUUGUUAUGUGGUUCAUGUUUUGUCUUUUUUAAUGGUAUUUAGGGAAAUAUAAUUAGGUUUAUAAAUUACGUUGACGUGUUUGUUUUUUGUACACCAAUGUGUGAUGCAUUGUAAUUUAUAGAAAAUGUCAAUAAAAUCGCUUUUUUAA